AUGCCAAAUACAGCUACUUCCGGUCGAAACUCGACUGAUCUGUCUCGACCUGUGAAAAGACGACGUGUCCCACUUGAACUCGACACGAUUCUUUCAGAGUCAGAUGGCUCGAUCGAGGACCAUCAGCUUUGCGACCAUCUGAUCAAUACAGCCACGGAGUCAAACAAAAGGCUCAGGGCCGAGGUUGCAGAAACCCGGGGCAAGUUGACAAGAGUCCAAGGAGACUAUGACGAACUGGAAUCCAAUCACUCACAGUGCCCAUACUGGAUACAACGGAAUGAGUCGCUUGCUCAGACGCUGGACCACCGCUGUGAGAAGCUUGAGCAAGAGAAUGAAAAUCUUCAAAGUAUGUGCGACGAGCUGAAGGCAGAAAUUAGGCGCCUCCGGGGUCUAGUUCACGACGAAAGGGUUGAUAUCGACGGAGAGGGAAAUGAUGAUAUCUAG
Molecule: messenger RNA, 444 nt
Organism: Penicillium verhagenii
Lineage: Eukaryota; Fungi; Ascomycota; Eurotiomycetes; Eurotiales; Aspergillaceae
Exons: 2
Coding region: 1-444 (147 amino acids)
Source: RefSeq, a predicted model, not a curated record